This is a messenger RNA of Notothenia coriiceps (black rockcod), 359 nucleotides long. Its product is annotated as ribosome production factor 2 homolog. The coding region runs from base 102 to 344 and encodes 80 amino acids. Gene Ontology annotation, biological process: ribosomal large subunit assembly; maturation of LSU-rRNA from tricistronic rRNA transcript (SSU-rRNA, 5.8S rRNA, LSU-rRNA). NCBI's taxonomy places the organism in Eukaryota, Metazoa, Chordata, Actinopteri, Perciformes, Nototheniidae. The record is from RefSeq and is a predicted model, not a curated record. The transcript is spliced from 2 exons. Gene Ontology annotation, molecular function: rRNA binding. Gene Ontology annotation, cellular component: nucleolus.
ACUCACAAUGUUGUCUUCCUGUUUUCACUCACGUGUAAGAAGAGUCCCAGCGUAGAGCUCGUGAAGCGUGUGUCCGGCAGAAACACGAGCAAAGACCGAAAAUGACUCAGUUAGACGGUGUAAUAAAACCUAAAACAAAGCGCUCCAAGCGCUUCCUAGACAGAAGAGCGCCCAAGCUGACUGAGGAUGUAAAGACCACCAUGAUUAUGAAAGGGGGCAAUGCCAGUCAGACCGUCACCCAGGCCCUCAAGGACAUAGUGAGUAACCUGAUGAUGAAAGACAUGUGUUUCACACAGUUGCAUGCGCUUUUCUCAGUGUCCAUUUCCAGAUUAUUGUACACAUGACAAAAUCACAAUGUG